GUUUAUCUGGCAAAAUACUCAGCUCUAGCCUGGAAAGAACAACUUGCAACAUUUUCCACUUUCCUAGUCAUCAUGGUUUUAUUCCCAGCUGCUGUCAGUGUGUUUUGGAUAAUACGCUCCAGAAGGAUGGGAAGAACAGUACGACUUGGAGAUAUUCUUGAAAUCAUGGGUGAUUUCCUGUAUGAUCCCAGCCUGUUUACCAUGCUGUUCCUUGCUAUUUAUUCCCAAAUCCUUGCCUGGAUGAACAACACAAUUAAAUUAGAAUAUGCAAUUCUGAUUGCAGUAGCUGCUUUAGGAAUAUGUGCCUGCAUCAUGAUCAAGGAUUAUUUUUUAUAUUAUGAAGGAAAGCGCUUGGAGGGAUUUUACUAUUUUGCUCAGAAAAUCCUUUUGGGGAUUUUCUUCAUGCUUCACCUAAUAUUAAAUUUCCUGAACCUAAGUGUGAUUCUAGAAAAUGACAAAGGACGACUUCUAAAGAUCUGCGAGUUUGUGUUCGUCUACUUUCUGACUAUCACAACACUCUUUGUAUUGUUUGAGCGGGACAAUUUACUUGCCAAACCCCGUAAAUAUGUAUAUUUCUCAGGGACUUUUGGUCUCCCUCUUGUGAAUUCUCUUGCCCUGGCUGUAGUAUUAAAACUCAAAGCAGACACAGGAAAACAGCCAUUGGAUCUACGGCUGACUGUCCUGAUUUCUGGGUCUGUCAUCCUGUUUGGCUGGUUUGUUAUAGCGAUGUCUGCAUACUGGUUGGAUAAAAAAGGAAAAAUAAAAAAAUGGCUGGGCCUGAUUGAGAGACUCCAAGAUGCUGAGCUGGAACUGGUAGGUGUCCAAGCAGGGUAA
Molecule: messenger RNA, 834 nt
Organism: Paramormyrops kingsleyae
Lineage: Eukaryota; Metazoa; Chordata; Actinopteri; Osteoglossiformes; Mormyridae
Source: RefSeq, a predicted model, not a curated record